AGAAACUGUUAGGGAGUUGAGCAAACCACUUCGAGUAAAAAAAGAAAUCAGAAGAAGACUCACUGCAAGGCGUUCAUCCACACGUGCCGCUUCACACAAUAUAUCAGGCUUUAAGCAGUUCAAGUACAGCAUGAGUAUGUAUUGGUACAAGAUAAGGCAAUCUGUGGAAGACACAUUCCAUGAUUACAGCCUCUGGCAUAAGGAGCUCAAGGAGAUAGAAGGAAUGUUUGGCACGGGUGUUGGUUCCUACUUCAGGUUUUUACGCUAUCUCUUCAUCCUGAACUUCGUCAUCACUGUUUUAGUGUGUGGGCUCCUAUUAACACCACAGUUGUUGCAACGAAUGAACUCAAAAGGAGUGAAUUCUGACAUUGGAAACAACAGUAAGUAACAGCUUGUUUGGUCAAUGUUCCUCUUCUUUUUUCUUUUUUGAAAAUUAAUGUCAACACAUUUGAGCAGCUGCUCUGCUUGGUGCAUGGCUUGUUGGCCAGAUGAAUGCAAACAAUUGUGCGGUGGCAAGACUAUGUGCCUCCCCUUUGCAAUAUUAUUUUCUUUUUUUGCAUGAGCAUUUUUACCAUUUUUAUCAUUUUCCUUUAUCCAUAUUUGUCAUUUGAUUUGCUUUAUCUAUAUGGUAAUAGAUUGUUUUCCUUGCACAGACUCCAUUUCAUCCCUCUAGAUAAUCCAAACUUUAGUGUUAUAAAAGUAAGAAUAUGUAACAUUUUGUUUUUUGUGUAUUUAAAAAAAUGAUGAGAAAUAAAGAUUCAAAUAUUCAAUAUCCUGUGAUACAGCAUGCACUGCUAAUCAUGGCAGGGAGGAAUAGGAUGCUGGAUGCAUGGAAAUAGUGUCCUCCCUAGAGCUGGUGUUCUUCCAGUCAUGGAAGAGCACCAGUCUAUAGUGUCCAGUCACGGGCACUACAUUCCACACUAAUUUAUAAAUGGAAAUAAUGCAUAAACCUCUUUCUAAACAUCAAAUGAGUCUAAUCACCCUUCAAAAGAUCUGUGCACUUGUGGUGAGUCUUCAGCC
Molecule: messenger RNA, 1020 nt
Organism: Penaeus vannamei (Pacific white shrimp)
Lineage: Eukaryota; Metazoa; Arthropoda; Malacostraca; Decapoda; Penaeidae
Source: RefSeq, a predicted model, not a curated record